Daphnia carinata is the source of this 1778-nucleotide messenger RNA. RefSeq names its product beta-1,4-mannosyltransferase egh-like. The transcript is spliced from 8 exons. The record is from RefSeq and is a predicted model, not a curated record. The coding region runs from base 135 to 1622 and encodes 495 amino acids. Gene Ontology annotation, molecular function: beta-1,4-mannosyltransferase activity. NCBI's taxonomy places the organism in Eukaryota, Metazoa, Arthropoda, Branchiopoda, Diplostraca, Daphniidae. Gene Ontology annotation, cellular component: cytoplasm.
ACAUUUUCCUGUUGAUUGAUAAUAUUUUCGCACAUCGUUGAAUGAUUGAUGCCCUCGGCAAUCCUGCAACAUAACAGUGUCAUAAAAAAAUCCCUAAGGGCACAUGGGCUGAGAAGAACAACCAAAAUAAAAGCAUGUCUGUACGAAGUGCCCCCACGACGUCUCUGCAACUGCUGCAAGUGAACGUAAGCUUCGGAAAAAUGGCGAGCUUCCUUAAGAGAAAAAUUUGCCACUUGAUCCACUGUGUGGCAUUUAUUGGAACAAUUGCUUUACUCGUAAGCUUAGGUGGUGGAGUAGGAAAACAGCAAUCAAAUGACCUCAAAGCCAAAGAAAAUCUUAGUACAUGGGAACGCUAUGGAUUUCUUUUAGCUGCCUUUCUGUAUGCUACUAGGAUCCUUACACUUCUGUGCUUGCCCAUGGCUUUAUUUAAUUUCUUGGGUCUUGUCCUUUUUAAUGCAUUUCCUCGCCAACCACCAUUUAAGGUUUACAGUAGGCGUCAACAUGUCGCUACGCCCCUUAUUUGUUUUCGGGUGGUUACCAAAGGUGACUUUCCCCAGUUGGUGCGCCGCAACAUUUCAACAAACUUGAAAAUUUGCCAGGAGGCAGGUCUAGAGCAUUUCACUUUCGAAGUUGUCACAGACAAAUCAGUAUCCUUGGCCGCUAACAAAAGGGUACGUGAGCUGGUAGUACCAGAUGAUUAUGUCACAAAAUCCGGAGCCCUCUACAAAUCAAGAGCAUUACAAUAUUGCCUAGAAAAAGAGGUCAACGUCUUGAACGAUGAGGAUUGGAUCGUACAUCUUGACGAGGAAACUCUUCUUACCGUUGGUUGUCUUAAAGGAAUUGAAAAUUUCAUUUAUGAAGGGAAGUAUCAGUUUGGGCAAGGAGUGAUAACGUAUAAUAAUGGAAAGGUAGUCAACCUGGUUUUAACGCUGUGUGAUUCGAUUCGUGUUGCUGACGAUAUGGGAAAAGUGCAAUUUCAGCUCAAAGUUCUGCAUAUGCCAAUUAUGGGUUGGAAAGGAUCGUAUGUCGUGUCUAAUGUUGGUGCUGAGAAAGAUGUUAGCUUCGAUCUUGGACCAAGAGGCUCAGUGGCAGAAGACGCUUACUUCGGUCUUUUAGCAGCCAGCAAGGGCUACUCAUUCGGUUUCAUUGAAGGGGAUAUGUUGGAAAAGUCUCCUUUCACUUUUAAAGAUUUUCUUCGUCAAAGGAAACGGUGGCUCCAGGGUCUUCUUCUUGUUGUUCAUUCAUCAGAAAUUCCUCUAAGGUUUCGCAUUCUACUUGGCUUCUGCGUAUAUGCCACAGCAACGGCACCGUUGACGACGUUAAAUUUAUUUCUCCAGCCGUGUUUCCCAAUACAGAUUGGCCGAUUUGUAGAUUGGAGCGGAUGUUUCGUUGGAGGUGUCAUUUUGUACAUGAAUUUGUACGGAACGUUGAGGUCCUACAGCAUAAAAGACGCUGGGAUACUCAAAGUUCUACUUGUAGCCGUCUUAGGAUUCGCUGUUCAACCUAUUAAGUUCGUUCUUGAGGUAACUGCCAUCUUAUGGGGUCUUAUUACGCCGAAAAACGAGUUUGUAGUAGUCGAUAAGAAUGUACAUUUGAGCUCAGUUUUGUCUACCUUACCGUAAACUAGUAAAUUAUUCAGCUGUCCUAAACGGAGACGCUAGACAUAUUUUUCCGUCUUUCUUAAUGUUUAUGAACCGCUUAUUAUCCGUGACAGCCAAAAAUGUAACCAAGUUACAUGUUAUUUAAUAUACGUUGCGUGCCAUGUUUGCCCCACUAAA